CAUGCGUAGCGCACGAGCUCUACAGCCAUACGGGGGACGGCAAAACAUUCUUCUCUUGCCUCAGCACAUCUUGUUUAUUCGGAAUCCCUUGAACAGCUGCGACUGCAAACACCAUGAGAGUAAGAAGUUCUUGGAGUCCAGUUUAUGUUGGCGAUGCGUCUGUCUGUUUAUCUGUAUGUAACUAACACGUCUGAACCGCCGGUGCAAAUCUUUCAGAAGGAGAUCAUCAUCCGGAUGCAGCCGGGCUCGGACAAAUACCACAAGAGAGCUCUCAAGGUGGCCGCCGCCGUCAGCGGAGUGGUGUCGAUCACGGUGGCCGGCAGGGACAGGGAUCUGCUGGUGGUCAUCGGCGACGGCGUGGACGAGAGCCAUCUGACCAAGAAGCUAAAGAAGGAGGUCGGGGAGGCCGAGAUAGUGCAGCUGCGGACGCUACCCGAAGGCACCUCGGCGUCGGGGUAUCUGCCGGGCACGUCCAGGGACGUCGUCGGCGGACACUCCCGGUCGCCGUACCACUUGCAUCCCACGGACACUCCCGGCCGCGUCACCUACCCGGUCUACGCGCCGUCGCCGGCGGCCAAUCCCGGGGCUGCACGGUGGUCGGGAGACCACAGGCAAGCCGAAGCGGGGUACUAUCCCAGCGCGUCCAGCCCGUCCUUCUACCACGCGUCGCCCGCGGCCGGGUACGGCGGGUACGGGGGCAGCAGCUAUGCAAGCGCGGUGGCGCGCAGCCACCCGGCGAACUACUCCCCGAUGAUCGAGCGGCACCGGCACGACGACGGGAGCUGGCGUCGGCACCACGGCGGGGGAAAGCCAAGCUGCUGCUCGAUACAGUAGCAGUUGUUUCCAUCGUGGUGCCAAUGUUUGCCGUUUCAAGUACUGUAUUUCAAGUGAACCAACCUUGUGGCACUACGAUGGAAACAUUGGCACUACAUUGUGGUGUUCUUUCGUUCAUUCGUGCUUCUUCCUUGAAUUUGAAUUUAGUGCACAAAGUU
Triticum dicoccoides is the source of this 992-nucleotide messenger RNA. RefSeq names its product disease resistance protein RGA5-like. NCBI's taxonomy places the organism in Eukaryota, Viridiplantae, Streptophyta, Magnoliopsida, Poales, Poaceae. The transcript has 2 exons. The record is from RefSeq and is a predicted model, not a curated record. The coding region runs from base 145 to 834 and encodes 229 amino acids.